This is a messenger RNA of Adineta ricciae, 3642 nucleotides long. NCBI's taxonomy places the organism in Eukaryota, Metazoa, Rotifera, Eurotatoria, Adinetida, Adinetidae. The record is from the annotation of a GenBank genome assembly.
AUGAUUUUAUUUCUUUUCAGCGACAAACAACUAAACACCACUGCCCGUGCGAUGGAAACGCUCGAAGCACGUUUAUUUCACAUACUCGAAACGAAUCCUGAUUCUGACGAGAUCCUGAAACUAAUUGAACAAGGCGUCGAUUGUAAUUUAUCUAAAUUCGAUUCAAAUACCGACGGUUUUAUCUCACCUAUUGAGUUAGCAGAGAAACAACAUGCGCAUCGUGCACUAUGUUAUCUUUAUGAACAUCGCAAUAGCCCCACCAAAGCGCAACUAGAAAAACAUCUGGUAUUUUAUAUCAAUCACUACGAUUUACUUCAAGAGGAAAAGAAUCAAUUAGCUCUGGAAUACAUUGUCAGCCAUCUUCUUCACAAAGAUAUUCUUGAAUUUUAUCCAGAACACUUUUUAAUUUUUAUCAACGCUCUCAACAAUAUCGAUGGUGCCACACGACGUGGAAUAGAUUUAAGUGGCGGGAUUACAUACAGCAUUGUUCUUUCAGUGCGUAUUUUCACUCUGGUUCGGUAUAUCGUCAAAAUGCAUACGGAUUUCCCGUUAAUUCUUGACUGCGAAAAACUAACGGUUGCUGAAAAUGAACUUCUUCAUACUUUAGAAGCAUACUAUUAUUUGUAUGAUGUUGAUAAAAUUCCAGGACCAAUACCGGAAAAUUUGGAUAUAGAUGAGAUAAAUAAGAAUCAAUCAUCACCACUUAUAGAAAAUUAUCAAUGCAUUGCAAACAAUAUCAUCAAGAAGAUAAAGCAACUUGACCUAAAUCAAGAAUAUACCAUCCUUACUGGUUGGAACGCGCAUGCGGUAUGCAUUUCCUUUCGGAGUAUUAGCCCAGACCACAUUUAUAUUAGAGUUGAUAAUCCUAGCCACGAAAAUCCACCAGGCAAGCAUAGCACCUCAACUGUUGCGGGAAAAAAUUAUCUAGCAAUCGAACCAAAAAUACUUGGCCGAUUGAAAAAAAGUGAUUUGGAUUUUAAUUUGAAUUAUUUCAUUUUACUGAUCGAUAGCUGUGCACGGGAACUAGAAGAGAAUGAUGGCAUUUCGCUAAUUUAUAAUGAAAAAGAUCAAAUUGUUCAUCUCGAUAGAGAAAACAUUGAGAGUAUACCGUACUUCGAUGAGCAAGCGGAAAACAAUUGUGCUGUCAAAAGCUGGGAAAUUGGUUUUCGUAUGCGCCUCCAAGAAAGUCGAAAGGAAUUUUGCGAAAGUUUAUUGUCAUUCGAUCAAGAUAACGCAUAUAAUCUUUCAAAACGUUCUAAAGACAAGCGUCAGAGUGACCCGGUCAGCACGCUUUAUCGUUUCGCUUCAUUAGCCAAGAUUGACGACGGAAAAAAAUUGUCAAUCGAGCACAUUAGGCAGCUUCAGAACGGACUCAGAAAGUCUUAUGAACGGCAUUUACAACACCUUUCAAGUAUCUUGGUUAGUGGAAGUUUCCAAUCUACAACAGAGGCAUAUAUUCCUUUAACAUUCGAGGAAGAUGGUACACCAAUCGAUCUAGUUAGUUUCUUCGCUAACACUCGUGUUUUAGUACUUGGUGAAGUCGGUAGUGGUAAGACAACAGCUUGUCAACAUGUGACAUAUUUAUGGGCUUGUGAGGAGAUAUGGCAAAAUAAAUUCAAAUGGUUAUUUCAUAUUAAAAUGCGAAACUUGAAUUCUAAACGUUAUCCGCCCAUGCAACACACCGGCUAUUCGUUGGUCGAUAUUAUCGAAAAGGAAUGUUUUUUGGAAUACGCGCUUAGUGGCUUAGGUAAACUUGAAUUGAACUCUCAAUUAGCCAACUCGUCAAAUAUCCUUUGGGUUCUUGACGGAUUAGAUGAGCGAACAAUUCCAGAUCAUUUGCAUUCGAUCGAAGAAGAAUUAUUAGCAAAACCACAUUUACUUUUGACAUCUCGGCCAUGUGAAUCCUAUGAUUUUGAGUAUGAUAUCUGUGCCCAUGUUCAAAGUUUCACAGAUCAAGAUAUUCAGAAUUAUAUAAACAAACACUUUUCUAUUAUGUUUCGAACAACAGCAAAUCAAUGUUGGUCAUUUAUUCACAAAUCUGAACAACUAUUAGAAACCGCACGCAUUCCUACGUGUUUGGAAGUUAUCUGUCAUUUAUGGGACAAUGGAAAAGUAAAGUUGAAUUCUGAAGCAACAAUGGGACAACUCUAUCAAAAAAUGUGCGAAUAUUUACUGCGGCGAUAUCUACUCAAAUUUCACGGCCUGUGCACAUCCGCUCUUGUUGGUCGAAAUAUUUAUCAAGAAGCGAAUGCUAAAGCUUUCACUCAUUUGGAACGUCUAGCCUUUCAAGCUACAAAAUCACACCAACUUACAAUCAGUAGAGAAGAAAUAAUAGAUGUCGCAGAUUCACUAUCCUCUUCUAUACUACAAAUUGGUCUACUGGUACCUCAAACACAAAAUUAUUCGUCUUUGCUUCUCGAAAAUAGCUACUAUUUUAUUCAUCGAAGUUUUCAAGAAUAUCUCUGUGCUCGUUAUAUGAUCAAGGUGUUAGAAUCAGAUGGUUUACAUGAGCAAAAAACGGAAGUCAUUCGCUUUAUAAGCCAUGAAAAAUACAAUCGUCGCAUACAGAACGUGUUCCGUCUAUUCUUUGAAUUAGAACGUUCUACAUCUUGUACCAAUCAGUUUUGGUCCAUUGUCGACAGCGAACCACGAGAUCUGCUUGGCCUUCGACAUUGCGCUCGUAUUUUUCAUUGGUUUCCUAAAGGAAGUUCUCGCUUCUCUAAAGAAGACCGAAAGAAUAUCAGGAAAAGAACCACCGAGGUCAUACGCACAUGGAUAUCGAAUCAAGAUCGUUUACCACACGAUACCAGCAACACAUACAUAUUCGAAUCAUUCGCCGAUGCAACAGGUCGUCGAUGCUGGCUGGAUGGAUGGAGACAAGACCUCUUUAUCAAAGAUCCGUUGAAACGACACUAUUUGUUACAUGACUUAUGGUCGAUGGAAAAUAUUAAUGCACUUAAAACAGUUUAUGAUGACAUUUUGGGGAAUUUACAUAAACUGCAUAGUCUUAUUACGACAGGUCCGAACACAAGAAGUCUCAAAUUGCUCAACCUUAAAGACAAUUUAUUCAAUUUGUACACAGCUGAUAAUCAAAUAAAGACACCAGAGUUAUUGAAAAAAGCACAAGAACAAACCAGAAAACACGAGUCGGUUACUACUGUAAUUGAAUUUCAAGCUCUGUUAGAAAACUAUCAAUCUUUCGCGAAUUUAAAUCGUCAAUCAAUGGCACUCGGUUCGAUCAUUUGGAGUUUGAACGUCGAUCCAUCUGCGUUGAUCAAUGUCAAUAAUGAUAUGUUAGUUCGCCUUUUACACAUAAUUCAAAAAGAUGAACUCUUUUUUCGCUACUUUAAACUACCAACGAUUCAUUUUCUUCGGCUCUAUGCAACUCAAAACAACUUAAAUGAAGACAUUCUCUGUUCACUCAUUGUUUUAUGUGCAGCAUCAAGUGAUUGCAUCUUUACUGCGCUAUCUGGUCGAAAAAAACUUAUUCGAAUAUUUGAAAAUGACAUAUUCACUGAUAUCGAAAUGGAUGAAUGUCGACUAAUUCGACUCCUCAACGAAUUUGAUAAAGCUCGUAAUGUGUAUGGAUAUUCGUCUUUUUNAAUCUUUCCUCUUCUGCAUCGGCCCUCUCGUUCAAGGUGA